AUGCAGAAUCACUUCCAACAAAGUCCUGUCCAAUACUACACGAAAAACAAUUUAUUCAAUUCUCUAUCCAAUCCCUAUUUGGCUCCAGAAUUGAGUCAAGAGAAGGCAUUAUUCACGAAAUGCUCGGACAUUUACAGCUGCGGGAUAUUACUGCUCACACUUUUGUGCGGAUCUUCCCUCCACUUCGACCCACAAAUCGACUUCUUCUCAAUUGAGGAGAAAAUAUGGAACAGCAUAAGUGAUAUUGUUAAGGAACUGGUGCUCAAAAUGCUUAAACCAAAUGCAAACUCACGAAUCACUGCCCUAGAAGUUCUAAAUCAUAAAUGGCUUUCUCAAAAAGAGUUAUUCACACGAAAAACACAUCUCAUGAACACAAUUGAAGAAAUGAGAAGA
Molecule: messenger RNA, 393 nt
Organism: Oppiella nova
Lineage: Eukaryota; Metazoa; Arthropoda; Arachnida; Sarcoptiformes; Oppiidae
Source: the annotation of a GenBank genome assembly